UUGUUUUAUAUGUGAAUACGUGAGUGCGAACUUUUUUUUUAUAUUUUUUAUUGAGAACAAACCCGUGUAAAAGUGUGAUUCUAUGUGUUGGUGGGAGCGAGCUCAAAAAAAGGUUGCCACCGACAACAACCUUACAUAGUCACAAACGCAUUGAGAAUUCAUGUUGACACUCUUGGUGGUUUCAGUUGCACUUGCAAUAGAGCUACAAAUGUCUUCUCUAAAUAUAAACCAAAUAUAAGGACGUUAGCAAAGACGCAAGGACCAGGACUUGAGCAUAGCCGGACAACGAUUAUAGUGGAAGGAUGCCACGGCUCCGCAACGAUGCUGGCGUCAGGACAAUAUAUAAGGAUGGAGACGUCGUUUGGGUCAAAAUACACAAUUCUGAAACUUGGUGGCCUGGUGAGGUCACCUCAUCGCAGGACUUUCGCUUCGUCAAUGCAUCUAAAAAGCCCUUUGCGGUUGUUGAAUUCUUCAGUGAGAACACCUUCGAGCAAGUGAAUUCGCCCAAGCUGAUCUUUUACUAUGAUUGUGAACAUAAGGAGGAAUUUAUCUAUCUGGGCACAAAGAAAUCCGUGCCAAAGGAGGUGAAGGAGCAGUUCAAUGAUGAUGUGAAACAAGCGGAAAUUCGCUAUGCGGAAUAUGUUCUGAAGCAAAAAGCAAAGAAGCCUGAAGAAAAUACGCAAGAAGAAACUCCAGAAGGAAAUACGGAAGAAGAAGAAGAAGAAAAUCCAGAAGGAAAUACGCAAGAAGAAGAACAUCCAGAAGGAAAUACGCAAGAAGACGAGAAUUCAGAAGCAGAGAAGCAAGAAAAAGAAAGAGCAAAGAAAGAAGCAAAGAAGAAAGAAACAAAAAGGCGCGAAGCUAAGAGGCAAGAAGCAAAAAAGCAUGAGGCAAAGAAACAAGAUGCAAAGAAGCAAGAAGCAAUGUUGCACGUGCCCGAGAGCUUAAUAAAGGUGUUUCUCACCAACUGCACCAACUGCAAGAUCAACGACCACAGACACAGCUGCCACCGCCACCGUCACAGUAGCCACAGUCACCACCACAGUAGCCGCCACAGUCGGCACAGUCGGCAUAGACGCCAUAGUCGCCAUAGUCGCCACAGUAGCCACAGCAGGAAGCAUAGGAAAAGCCACAGCAGCGGCAUCAAACGCAAAAGUAUAGCAACAUCAACAGUAACAUCUGGCCAAUAUGAGUCUUUCAUACGCAUUAUGGACAUUGGGCCUUGUGGCAGCGGCUACACAGACAAAGAGAAAGAGGACAGGAAGAACAUUAAAGACAGCAAAGACAACAAAGAAAACAUAGAAAACACAGAAAACAAAGAAAGCAAAGACACCACAGAAAGCAAGGACAACACAGUCGGCAAGGACAGCACAGAUAGCAAAGGCAAGAAAGACAGCGAAGAGAGCAAGGACAGCACGGACACCACAGACACCACAGACAAAGAAGAACGCAGAGUAUUUAUACCCCCGGACUACAAAUAUGAGUGCACCAUGUGUGUAUUUCGCACGAGCAGCAUGAGUGUGUUACUCUUACACAGACGUAAUCAUAGUGAUCCGUUUAAUAAGCGCACAGAUGAGAUCCCACGCAGGGACACGUUCAUCGAACACCAAGAGCAGCGAAACAAGGAUCGCGCCAAUACCACCUCGUUUAGUAUUUCGGAUGUCAUGUGGCGUUGUGAGUCCCGUCAUGUGUCCAUUGUGGUAGAUGCGUCGCUCACGUUUGCGGAGCAGCGUCAGGUGGAGAACAUUGCCCAGCUUACGCUAGACAGCAUAGAACGCGUGGUGGACCCUGCAGCGUAUGAGGAGGAAAAGAAGCGAAGGGAGCAGGAAGCAAAGGAGCAGCAGAUAAAGCAGCAGCUAAAACGGCUGCAACAGCUGCAUGAAGAGGAGCAACAACUACAGCAGCAGCAACAGCAGCAGCAGGAGCAACAACAGCAGAAGCAGGAGCAACAACAGCAGGAGCAACAGCAGCAGCAACAGCAGCAGCAACAGCAGCGUCGCAGCACACAGAUGCAUGCACGAGAUCCGCGUCGCCACCGCUUCGAUCAAAUGCGUGCUACAAUGGCGGCGGCACCAGGCUCACCGAUCACGCCCUCUUCCCACGACUCCACACCAGCCAAACAGCGUCGCCUCACGCGCUCCGCCAGCCGACAGGUGGAGAACAACGCUCAAAGUGCUAGCACCAGUGCUGCCGCUGAGCAAUCACCCUUGGCGCCGCCCUAUACGCCAGUUCGACGUGGCCCCGAUAGACGUCUGGUUACGCUGGCCACACCCAGGAGCCCAGUUACUCCAUGUGCAUCUCCGAACAAAGAGCGCAGCCGAAGCAUGCGCAACAGUUUCACGAAUCCGGAUUUUUGUCAAACGCCCCGGAGGAGCUUGGGGCCGCAGCAGAAGAGCAAGCGUCCGCGCUCCAAGACACCUCCCAACAAGAAGCAACCAGAGCCGGCGGCAGCAGAGACUGAAGAUAGGUCCCAAGAGAAGAUGCAGGAGGCAUUGCCAGCAGCUCAGUCCCCAGAGAAGAUGCCGAGUUCAUUGCCAGCAGCUCAGUCCCCAGAAGAGGUGCAGAAUUCAUUGCCAGCAGCUCAAUCCCCAGAAAAGGUGCAGAAUUCAUUGCCAGCAACUGAGUCUCAAGAAGAGAGGCAGAAUACAUUGCCAGCAGCUCGUUCACGGUAUACAAUACCCCUUGUAGAGACUGUGGAAGAGCUGCAUGCUCGCCUGCUGGCCGAAUGGGGUGAGGACGACCCGGAGAUAGCGAAAUAUAAUGUAUCCUAUCCUAAUCAGAGGGACGAAAUGCAAUCAAAGCCAGUAAGGUAUUCUCCUCCACCAAUGCCAAGUUCAUAUUGUGCUCAGUAUGGCCGAAUCGCAUCAGUGCCAUGCUCUAUUAGUACAAAUCGCAUACGCAACCUUCCAAAGAUCCUAUCAAAGGAUCGUCGCGAUGUUGUGGUGCAAGAGCUCAGAAAUAGCAGGUCUCGUACACCAGAUGAGCCUAUUAUUAUACAGGAUGAUAGCGAUGCUAGCUCCAAUGGUAGUGUGGUCUUUGUUGCUAACAAGCAGCAGGAAGCGCAACCGGAGCAGCAACAUGAGCGUGAGCACGAGCUGGAGCAGCAAGCUGCAUCGACGUCUAAUCAAUGUGCGUCAAGGCAGCAGAAUAACUCUUCGUGCUUUGACUUUCAGGAUGAGGAAGAAGAUUUGGAGUUGGGGGGCAAACUGUCAACGAUGCAGUCGGUACCAGCGCCCGCUGAUGCUCAGAAUGGUUUAAGCUAUAGACGCGGCACCAAGCCAAAGAUGGCGAAUGGCAAGGAGACACUGAACGCGACUGAGCAGCUGCAACCUACAACACCAAUGGCAGCAGUUGCAGUUGUAGCUGAGGUGGAGCUGCCAGCUGAGGAGCAGGAGAAAGCAGAGCCACUGACCACUAAGGAGCAGGAGGAUGUAGAGGCACCGACCACAAAGGAGCGGCAAAAGCGUAUUUUCAAGUCGCGCAAUAAAUCACCGCAAGCGGCGGUGCCCACACAGGAAGAAGAGGAGCAGUUGCAACAGUUAGAAGAGGAACCCGAAAUGCAGCCGGAGAUGCAACAGGAGCAGGGUAGAGAACAUGAAGUAGAGGAGCAGCUGCAGCAAUUCGAAGAGGAACCCGAAAUGCAGCAAGAGAUGCAACAGGAGCAGUGUAGAGCACAGGAAGAAGAGCAACUGGAGCAAUUAGAAGAGGAACCCGAAAUGCAGCCGGAGAUGCAACAGGAGCAAGGUAGAGAACAGGAAGAAGAGGAGCAGCUACAACAAUUGGAAGAGGAACCCGAAAUGCAGCCGGAGAUGGAACAGGAGCAGAGUAGAGAACAUCAAGAAGAGGAGCAGCUGCAGCAGUUGGAAGAGGAACCACCACCACUGCACCAGGAGAUGCAACAGGAGCAGUAUAGAGAACAGGAACUAAAACAGGAGGAAGAUCCACAGUCGCAAUCACUGAUGAAUGGUGACAACCACAACAGCAAUCGUUAUAGUCAUAGCCUACCCAGUGAAACGAAAUCCAGCCACACAAAAAAGAAGAAAAAGAAGAAGGAGAGGGAGAAGGACAGGGAGAAUAAAAAGAAAAGGAAGAGUAGCAACAGAAAUUCAUCGAAACCCAAAACUAAAUUGAAAUCAAUCGUCAAAAAAAAUAAUCGCCAUAUGCGCCGUGGAUCGUUUAUUCAAUCGCAUGGUGAAUUGUUGAGCGAAUGUUACUCAAAUUCCAAUAGCAACAGUUAUAUACCUUCUCAGUCGAGUCGCAUGGCCUCGCCUGCCUUGAGCAACAGUCAGAUGUCAUCCCAGUCAAGUCGCGUGACCUCACCCACCUUCAGCAACAGUUAUAUGUCAUCCCAGUCGAGUCGCAUGUCCUCGCCCGCCUUGAGCAACAGUCAUAUGUCAUACGUGUCAAGUCGCAUGGCCUCGCCCGCCUUGAGCAGCAGCCCAAGCCAUUGCUCGAACAGCAACCAGAGCAACAGCACCUACAGCAGCUCCGUACAAUCGAAUGUUGCGGUUAUAUCCCCUGAGGAAGCGCGUGAGCUGCACCGCUCAGCGCCAAUACUGGGGGAGGAUAACGCAACGCAAUCAAGCGGUGUUUUCAUCUUGGAGGACAUACGUCUGCCCAAUUUAUAUGAUCUUCCGCCAUCUACGAGGGCGAGCAUUGCUGCUUCAGAAAACAGUAAUAGCUACAACAAUAUCGGCAACGGCAACCAUAGUAAUCAUAGCAACCACAGCAGCAUCAGUACUAUCAGCGUUAAUAGCAUACAACAUCAGUUGUCGCCAGGCUAUCAAUCGUGGAAGGAGCAACUUAAGCAACAAUUUGAAGCCGGUAGCACCUAUCAAGAGCAACAGCGUAGCCUCCAAUUUUCCGCCACUAGCAUCCAGCGUCUGGGGGUACAGCAGCAGCCAGUGGUGAAGCAGCAAACGCAGCGAGAGCAGCAACGUGAGUUACAGCAGUUCCAGCGGCAGCAGCGACAACUACUAAUUCAGCAGCAGACUGCGGACCGACUAAAGCGCCAACAGCGCGAACAGCAAGAGCUGGCGCAGAAGCAACAAGUGCAACGAGAGCAACGAGAGCGAGAGCAGCGAGAGGAACGUCAGAAACUAGAGCAGCAACGAGAGCGAGAGCAGCAAGAGCACCAACAGAAACGAGAACAGAAGCAGAGAGAGGAGGAAGAGAUGGAUGCUAGUCAGAUGGAAUACCAGCGGGAGAUCGAUGAGCACCUGGAACUGAAACGACAGCGCGAAAAGCAAAGAAAACGCGAAGAGCAUUUGCGUGGGAAGCGGCAAAAAAUGGAGCAGGCGGAGGCGAACAGUGAGCAGCGGAGGCACACUCCAUGGUAUUGGCCCCAAAACAGAAUCGUCUCUGGCCAACCGCAGCUGCCGAAAGGCGAAUUGGAGCUAUUGGAAAGAUUCGACGAAGAUGUUAGAAGUGGACGUUACCAAGAAAGGUCUCGCUUGAGGAGCGAUCGUUCGGCACGUCACACUCGCGCGCAAGUGCCGAAUUACUAUACAGGGUACAUGCGUCCACAACAGAGGGCCGUAAGUGAGCAACCUCUAGAUGGAGAGUACUCGGAGGAUGAUGAGCAGCAGAAACUGCGUCGACGCUCGGCAGAGGUACAUCGUUGGUACCCAAACAGCCUAGAGCAAAAAGAAGAACUGGAACAGGAGGAACAGCGAAAGCUGCGACGACGCUCGGCAGAACUGGCAGAGGUACAACGUUGGUACACAAGGAGUCCAGAGGAACAGGAGCAACAAGAGGAGCAGCACCAAACAGGAAUGCAGCUCCUAGAAGAACAACAGCAAUCAGAAAUGGAAUUGGAGCAAUUGCCGCUCCAAGAAGAACAACAGCAGGAACAACAGCAACCAGAAAUGGAAUUGAAGCAAUUGCAGCUCCUAGAGGAACAACAGGAGCCAGAAAUGGAAUUGGAGGAGUUUCAGCUCAUAGAAGAACAACAACAGGAGCAACAACAGUCAGAAAUAGAGUUGGCACAGUUGCAACUCCUAGAGGAACAACAUGAGUCAGAAAUGGAGUUGGAGCGGCUGGUAGAACAACAGCAUCGAGAACAAAUUGAUGCUGUGCUAGAAACGACACCAGAGCCAGAUUUUUCAGGAAAUGAAGAGACCCAAACCGAGAUCGAGACAGUAGCAGAGGCAGAAAUAGAAUCAGAGACAGAAAUAGAAACAAUGCCGCCAGACUCAGCAUUAGAGCCGCUGGUGGCAGAACAGGAAACGGAAGCUCAGGCUGCUCAGGAAGAGCACGCUGUGGAAAUGGAGGUUAAGGAGACCACCGAAGAUAGCGACUCGGACCAAAUUUGUGCUGUCAUGACGAGUCCCAUACCCGGCUAUAACAAUACCUUUAUGCUCUGCUCGCUGACCGACGACAACGACUUUGCGCCAAUUAAUAAUGAAGCGCUCUAUCUGGACCAGGGGAAUCAUUUGGUGCCAGUGCCGCUAGAAGCGUUGGCUGAUUCGCCGCAUCUAUCUGAUGAUGCUCCUGUGUCGGCAGUGUUUAUGCUUGAAGGUGAGAACAUUGCUCAUGUGGCUAUGGUGCAUGGGGCCAUGGGGCAGAUUGAUUUGGACCAGACACCGCUAAGCCAGGUUGCGGAUAAUAUGGCGCAGGAAGCAGCCGCAGUUCUUAAUCAGUCCAAUAUUGUGGUGCAACAGGAGGGUCAUGAAGUAAGGGAGGGGAGGGAAACAGUGCAAGUGGAUAUGCUGCAGCUACAUGUCAAUGGCCAUUAUAUAGAAAUUACCACCGAUGUGCUAAUGAACAUUGCCAGCCAGGCGGAAGACCUUAUGAUCGAGAUCGAAGGCGGCGGUCGUGCCACGCUGCAUUCCACCGAAAUUCUCGAAGCGGCUAAGGUGUAUCUGCAGGAGCGCAAUCUGACAUUGGUAAGCUUGAAUGAGUUGGAAAAUGGACCUGCUCAGCGUAACGCUUCGGUUACUGAAGUUGAUGAGGAUGAGUUGCCAUCGGGGUCGCGGCGAGCGCCCGCUACAGAUCUCUUAGCAGCCGCGCUAGCUUGUAGCGAUUUGGAUAUGGACUUGGACAGCGCAGGCGUUGGUCUACUGCAUAUUGAUACGCGUCAUGAUGAUGAUGACGAUGAUGAUGAUGAAGAUGUGGCGCGGCAAUCGUGCUCACCUGCAGCAACUGCUGCCAACCGCUUUAUGACGAUAACGCACGCCUUGCCACAAUCCACGGGCACACUGCACUUGUCGCCGCCCAUUACAGCGAGCACAAAUGAAACAAACGCGUUGCUUGAUCACACGCCUAUUAUGUCAACGCUGGAAAAUCCCACCGGUGGCAUGCAACUGCAAUCCGCUUCACCACUGGGCGGCGGCAGCAAUCUGAACGAAAGCCUGGCCAUCAUCGGUGUCACCAACAAUGGCGGCAGCAAUGUGCCCACUUCGCUGGAGCUGCCCAUUACAAUUACUAACCCGGCCAUAGCGCCGCGAGUGGCUGCCACAGCCAAUGACUUGCUUAAGUUUUUGCCCUUUCAAUAAGCGGCAUAAGCUUAAACUCAGUGAGCAGCUGCUGUUUUAGUUGAAUUUAUUUUUUUUCUUUCUCAAUGUGUUUAGGAAUAUAAGCAGAUAUUUAAAAUAGUUCAAAUGUAACUGUUGUAAACGUGUUACAUACAAAUCUAUAACUUGAAACCGACUUUAAUGUGUUAGUUUAACUCACUGGAAGAAUUGUUUGACUAGCAAACACUAAAACUGUGUACAUUUUUUUUCUCAUAAAUAUACUGUAUGAAUGUUUUUUUUUUUAUAUAGCUUUAAAGAAACAAAACAAUAUAUAGGGUACGCAAAAAAAAAAAAGAGAAGAAAAUAACAUUUAGGUUAAAAUUAGAGGACAACUCCUCAUGACUAAAAACGAAAGUAAAACUAUUCGGAAGAAAGAAAGAAGCAAAAACACUUAAUUGUAUUAGUAUAUAUUAUAUACCCAACUUACCAAUACAUAAAUAUGUGUGUAAACUAUAACUAUAAACUGUUGGCAUGAAGAAAGCUGCGAUGCAUGCGUUAAGAAGAAAAAAGAUUUAUGUUCAAAAACAAGCCAAAACAAUAUUCUUUGUCAAAGAAAUAAAUAUAACAAAAAGAAAAAACAAA
Molecule: messenger RNA, 8096 nt
Organism: Drosophila busckii
Lineage: Eukaryota; Metazoa; Arthropoda; Insecta; Diptera; Drosophilidae
Product: trichohyalin
Exons: 5
Coding region: 303-7496 (2397 amino acids)
Source: RefSeq, a predicted model, not a curated record